Messenger RNA from Lodderomyces margitis, 1884 nucleotides. Its product is annotated as phosphoribomutase. NCBI's taxonomy places the organism in Eukaryota, Fungi, Ascomycota, Pichiomycetes, Serinales, Debaryomycetaceae. The record is from RefSeq and is a predicted model, not a curated record. Gene Ontology annotation, biological process: carbohydrate metabolic process; purine ribonucleoside salvage. Gene Ontology annotation, molecular function: phosphopentomutase activity; magnesium ion binding. Bases 1 to 1884 code for a protein of 627 amino acids. The transcript has a single exon.
AUGUCAGCCAUAUCGCAUGACAAGCUUGAGAAAAUCGCUCAAUACUGGGUAUCAAUUGACCCCAAUGAAGAAACAAGAAGAGAAAUACUGAAUCUCCUCAAAGACAAACAAUAUGACAAACUACAACGCAAACUAUAUCCUCGUAUAGCAUUUGGAACUGCUGGAUUGAGAUCAUCUAUGGAAUCUGGCUUUGCCCAUAUGAAUGAUGUGACUAUUUUGCAAGCGUCUCAGGGGCUUGUUGAGUACCUUUUGGGUAAAUUCACCAAUCCGUCAAUCGUCAUUGGAUACGACCAUAGGUUUCACUCACAACGAUUUGCUGAGAUUUUAGCCAGUGUUGCAUUAAUCAAGGGCUUCACGGUUUAUUACCUUGGAUCCACGGCAAACUUGUCACAGGAGUCUUUGAAGUUGUACCAGGGUAAUGAUUUUCAAAAUGACAAUGAUGCCAGUAGAGAAUUUGUCCAUACGCCAUUAGUUCCAUUUGCAAUUGACCAUUUGAACGCAUCUGGUGGUGUCAUGAUUACUGCAUCGCAUAAUCCAGCCAAUGAUAAUGGAUACAAAGUCUACUAUGCCAAUGGUUGUCAGAUUAUCCCGCCUCAGGAUGGUGAUAUUGCACAAUCUAUUGAAGAUAACUUACAGCCAUGGAGUGAUAGGGUUUGGCAUAUCGUUGAAAAUUUUGCCAGUGGAUUGGAAAACAACAAGUUGAAAUGUAUCAAGCAUGAAAUUGUGAAGCAGUAUGUUGCUGCCGUUAACGACAAACUAGUCAAGCAAACCCGGCUUGAUUUUGAUUUUGUUUAUACGCCAAUGCAUGGAGUGGGGUUGGAAAUAUUUGAGCAAUGUAUCAAACUAUUUGAUACAAAGCAUUAUAGUGUUGUUGCAAAACAGAGUGUGCCCGAUCCGUCCUUCCCAACAGUCAGUUUCCCCAACCCGGAAGAAAAAGGAGCGUUGGAUUUAGCAAUUGAACAAGCAGAGCAAACAGCUUCAAACUUGGUCAUUGCCAGUGACCCCGAUGCUGAUCGUUUCAGUAUUGCCGUUGCUGGUAAACAGAAAGGUAAGUUUAGGCAAUUGACUGGUAAUGAAAUUGGCUUUUUAUUUGCCAUGUAUGUGAUUGAAAAUCUAGAUAGGGCCAAAUUAUCUAAUACGUACUUGUUAAACUCUACUGUGUCGUCACAAGUGUUGAAAUCAAUGGCAGAGAAAGAUGGGUUCAAUUUCAUUGACACAUUGACGGGGUUCAAGUGGAUUGGGAAUAAGGCAAUAGACUUGGAAAAAGACGGCUAUUUUGUUCCAUUUGGAUAUGAAGAAGCAAUUGGGUUCAUGUUUGAUCUUGUUCAUGAUAAAGAUGGUAUAUCUGCUGCUAUUGUAUUCUUGCAAUUGUAUCAGCAAUGGUUCAGCAGUGGGGAAGUGAAUGUUUUAGACAAACUUGAACAAGGAUAUAAAAAGUACGGGUGGUUUAAAGAUUUAAAUGGAUACUAUCGAUUGAGUGAUGUUAGCGUGACUCCACAAAUAUUCAAAUCGAUAAGAGAUUCCUAUACCAGGCACGACUUUCCUCAAAGUAUCGGCAACUUUAAGGUCACCUCCUGGCGUGACUUGACUGUGGGAUUCGACUCAUCCAUGCAGGACCACAAACCAGUGUUACCCAUCGACCCACACUCGCAAAUGAUCACGGCAGUUCUUGAACCGCAUGAGAAACCUACCAAUGAUCAGGAUCUAUCAGUUCGAUUUACGUGUCGUGGAUCAGGAACGGAGCCUAAAUUGAAGAUUUACAUUGAAGGCAAGUCUAGUACUAGUGAAGCAGACGCGUUGAAGAUUGCUGACGAUUGCUGGGAAACAUUAAAGAAAGAAUGGUUUAGGCCGAAGGUGUAUGGAUUGGAGGAAGUGAAGCCUUAG